Molecule: messenger RNA, 597 nt
Organism: Racocetra persica
Lineage: Eukaryota; Fungi; Glomeromycota; Glomeromycetes; Diversisporales; Gigasporaceae
Source: the annotation of a GenBank genome assembly
AGUAUAGUCAAAAGAUUAUCCAUAAAAAGUAUAAUUCAAAAUCUCAUGAAAAGUGAAGAGACGAAGGCCAUUAAUCAAAUAGAAGAAGAGCUUAAACUUGCGAAAGAAAAGAUUUCCGAAGAUGAUUUAGAUUUAGAUAUUGUAGAAAUAGAUUUAUCACCCAUUAAAGCUAAAAAACAGGAGAAAGUUCUUGAAGCUAUUCUCAACAUUUUCCAAAUUGAAAGGAUUGAUGAUAAACUGUUCAUUAAAUUUAAUGGCGGAAUGAAAGAAGACAUACAUCUCGUAUUGAAUGAUUCACUUCAUCAACAACUUCCAGGUUGGUGGCAAAGAAUUGCACCUAUUAUUAAUUCAUCUCCACCUCCUUUAUUAUGGAUCGAGGUGGUAUUCAAUAAGACUAAUGAUCGUGAUAAUGCAUUAAAUAAGAUUUCAUAUGUUCAACCAUAUUGUCUAAACACCGAAUUUGUAUUGAUUUCUAUUCCUUUUGGAACGUCACCCUUUCAAACAAAUCCAAAUCCUGGCAUUGACUCAGUUGUAGCUACGGCACCAAGGGCAAAUCGUCCCUCAAGAGCGCCCUAUCUUGGUCAUUGGGCUGUAGAU